This is a messenger RNA of Drosophila bipectinata, 354 nucleotides long. RefSeq names its product chymotrypsin inhibitor. Lineage: Eukaryota; Metazoa; Arthropoda; Insecta; Diptera; Drosophilidae. The record is from RefSeq and is a predicted model, not a curated record.
AUGACACUCCUCCGGAACUCGCUGCUGCUGCUGCUCAGUUGCUUCUUGCUGCUCAAGGUCUCCGCUCAGAUACCCAUUACGCCCAGAGAGUGCCCCGAAAAUGAGAACUUUCGGCCAUGCGGCCCCAGCUGCCAAACGGAGUGUGCUACCCUGGGAGAGCCUUGCCUGAUACGGCAUAUACGCUGCCCGGACGGUUGCUACUGUUUGGAUGGUUAUGCCCGGGAUGCGACCGGCAGGUGUAUACCCAUUAAUAAAUGCAAAAAGAGAGGGAGCUAUAAGAGACCCUAUUGACGCAGCUGAAGUUUUUUUUUUAAACCAAAAAAAAUAAAAACAAUAAACUUGAAUUAAAAUUAU